AUGGCUGAUAUAAGGAGCAUGUUUUCUAAAAUGGGUUCAUUGACAAAUGGAGAUGGUGAUACUAAUAAAAAUGAUGAUGAACCAGAGGUGGUUUCAGCUUCCAGUAAUAAGUCUAAAAAACAAGUCAAAAAUACCAUUGAAAAGACUUACCAGAAAAAAUCUCAGCUAGAGCAUAUCCUUUUGAGACCUGAUACCUAUAUUGGUUCAGUUGAAAAAGUCUCAGAAUCCAUGUGGGUGUUUGACAAAGAGUCAGAAACUAUGGUUCAAAGGCAAAUUGAAUAUGUUCCUGGACUAUAUAAGAUAUUUGAUGAAAUUCUAGUUAAUGCUGCUGAUAACAAGCAGAGAGACAAGAAAAUGGAUUGUAUCAAAAUUGAUAUAAAUGCUGAAGACAACAUCAUCUCUGUCUGGAAUAAUGGCCAAGGUAUUCCAGUGGCAAUGCAUAAGGAUGAAAAUAUGUUUGUCCCAACUAUGAUAUUUGGACAUCUUCUUACCUCAUCAAACUACAAUGAUGAGGAAGAAAAAGUUACUGGAGGAAGAAAUGGAUAUGGUGCAAAACUAUGUAAUAUUUUCAGCACCAAGUUCACUGUUGAGACUUCAUCACAUGAAUACAGAAAACAAUUCAAGCAAACAUGGGCCAAUAACAUGUCCAAAGCUUCAGAACCUAAAGUGAAACCUUCAAGUGGUGAGGAUUAUACAAAAAUUAUAUUUAGUCCUGAUUUACAAAAAUUCAAAAUGGAUAAAUUGGAUGAUGGGAUUGUUUCCUUGAUGUCAAGAAGAGCCUAUGAUGUUGCUGCUUCCAGCAAAGGUGUCAAGGUUUUCCUCAAUGGCAAAAGGUUACCAGUGAAACAGUUCAAAGACUACGUUGAGUUAUUCAUCAAAGGAAAGGAAGACAGCAUGACUGGAAAUGCUCUGAAGGUGAUUCACGACCAAGCUAACGAAAGAUGGGAAAUCGCGUUGACAAUGUCCGAUUCAGGUUUUCAACAGAUGUCAUUCGUGAACAGCAUUGCCACCACAAAAGGUGGCCGACAUGUCGAUUAUAUCGUCGACAUGAUCGUCAAACAACUCAUCGAAGUUUUGAAGAAGAAAAAUAAAGGAGGAGUUAAUAUCAAGCCCUUCCAAGUGAAGAAUCACAUGUGGGUAUUCAUAAAUUGUUUAAUUGUCAAUCCGACUUUCGACUCGCAGACCAAGGAAAACAUGACCCUCCAGAUGAAGAGUUUCGGUUCCAAAUGCACCCUCAGUGACAAGUUCAUUCAACAAGUGAUAAAGAGCGGUAUAGUCGAAUCGGUUUUGUCUUGGGCUAAAUUUAAGGCGCAAAAUGAACUUGCGAAGACCAGCGGUAAAAAGCAGAGCAAGAUAAAAGGCAUACCCAAGCUCGAGGACGCCAAUGAUGCAGGAACAAAGAACGCAUUGAAAUGUACCCUGAUCUUGACCGAGGGAGACUCCGCCAAAAGUACGGUCAUGUCCGGAUUGGGCGUUGUCGGUAGAGAUCACUAUGGUAUUUUUCCGCUGAGAGGUAAAUUGCUGAAUGUGCGCGAAGCGACGCACAAACAAAUCAUGGAAAACGCCGAGAUCAACAACAUCAUCAAAAUUCUGGGGUUGCAGUACAAAAAAAAGUACAAUACUCCGGAGGACAUGAGAACUUUGAGGUACGGCAAAGUCAUGAUUAUGACUGAUCAGGAUCAGGACGGGUCACAUAUAAAGGGAUUACUCAUUAAUUUUAUACAUCACAACUGGCCUGAGCUACUGAAGCAGAACUUUCUGGAACAGUUCAUCACACCUAUUGUCAAGGCGAGGAAGAACAAGGAGGUGUUGUCGUUUUAUUCAUUGCCUGAGUUUGAAGAAUGGAAGGGAAAUACUCCAAAUCAUCACACAUACUCCAUCAAAUACUACAAAGGUUUGGGUACCUCCAGUCGAGAGGAGGGCCGCGAAUACUUCACCAACAUCGAACGCCACCGCAUCCGCUUCCGCUACUCCGGCCAGCAGGACGAUGACCACAUCCUAUUGGCAUUCAGCAAGAAGCACAUCGACCUGCGCAAAGAGUGGCUGACCAAUUUCAUGGUGGAGACGCGCAGACGCAAAGAGAUCGGGCUACAGGAGAAGUACCUGUACGGCAAGGAUACGCGGUUUGUGUCGUUCACGGAGUUCAUCAACAUGGAGCUGGUGCUGUUCUCCAACGGGGACAAUGUUAGGUCGAUACCCAGCAUGGUGGACGGGUUCAAGCCUGGUCAGAGGAAGGUACUGUACGUGGCGAUGAAACGCAACGACAAGCGAGAAAUCAAGGUGGGCCAGCUGGUCGGAUCCGUGAUGGAGAAGGCGGCAUACCAUCACGGCGACACCUCUCUGGCGAUGACGAUCAUCGCGAUGGCGCAAAAUUUCACCGGCACCAACAACAUCAAUCUGCUGGAGCCUCGGGGCCAGUUCGGCACGCGGUAUUCCGGCGGCAAGGAUGCCGCCAGUCCCAGGUACAUCUUCACUAAGCUAUCCCCUCUCACUCGAUUGCUCUUCCAUCAGUAUGACGAUCCGCUGCUAAAGUACGAGUACGACGAUAACAUAAAAAUCGAGCCGAAUUGGUACAUCCCCAUUAUACCGAUGGUACUGGUCAAUGGGGCUGAUGGUAUAGGCACCGGUUGGAUGACAAAGAUCCCCAACUACAAUCCCCGCGACAUCGUCAAGAACAUCAGGCGCAUGCUCGACGGCGAAGAGCCGAAAGAGCUGACGCCUUGGUACAAGGACUUCAUCGGCACGGUGGAGUACGGCGGCGAUCAUCGGUACGUGGUGAGCGGCGAGAUCGCCAUCUUGGACAACGACACGGUGGAGAUCACCGAGCUGCCCAUCGGCACGUGGACGCAGAAUUACAAGGAGAACGUUCUUGAACCGAUGACGAAUGGUUCCGACAAAAUCAAAGCAGUAUUAGUAGAAUACAAAGACUAUAGUACGGAUGCCACUAUCAAAUUCACUGUCAAACUUCAGAAUGGGCAAAUGGAAGUUAUGGAAAAGGAAGGAUUGCACAAAACAUUCAAGCUACAAAAUUUAGUGAACACUAGCUCUAUGUGUGCGUUUGAUGAGUAUGGAUGCCUCAGAAGGUACGAUUCAGUAAUGACGAUCCUUCAAGAGUUUUACACCUUACGUCUGAAAAUGUACCAGAAACGCAAAGACUAUUUGGAAGGUAUGCUUGGGUCAGAAGCAGCACAAUUGAGUAAUAAAGCGAGAUUCAUCUUGGAAAAAUGUAAUGGGGAGCUCACAGUGGAGAACAAGAAACGGAAAACAAUCGUUGACGAAUUAUUGAAGCGAGGUUACGAUCCUGAUCCGAUUCAGACUUGGAAAUCGAGGGUGCAAGAUGAGGACGAUGAAAGCGACCAGCCGGAGCAGGAAGAAGAAGAAUCUCAAGAGGAAGACGAGAAGAAGAAGAAGACUAAACCGGAGGCCAUGGGUCCGGAAGCCAAGAAGUUCGAUUACCUGCUCAGUAUGUCGAUGUGGAUGUUGACGGAAGAGAAGAAAAACGAAUUGCUCAGGCAGAGGGAUGAGAAGUUGGCCGUGUUGGAGAUUUUGAAAAAGAAGGAGCCUUCCGAUCUGUGGCGGGAGGAUUUGGACGAGUUCAUCGUUCAGUUGGACAAGCUGGAAAAGAAGGAAAAAGAAGCACAGGCGGAAGAACUGAAACAGCGGACGAAAAAGGGACUAGAUGGAACGAAAUCGGGAAGGGGUAAGGCAAAAACGAAAUUCUUCGAAAUCAUGCCUUCUGCUAACGCUCAAAGGGUCGAACCAGUCAUCACUGAGGAAAUAAAGAAGAAAAUCCAGACCGCCGCCAAAACUAAAGAGUCAAGAUUGAAGAAGGGAGUUAAAAAAGAAGUAAUCACGGAAGGAGAUGACGUCGACGAGUUUGAUGAUAUGGUGAAGAGCAAGAAGACCUUGAAAGAUAAAUUGGGCACGCCCGAAGAACUGAUCAAGAAACCAAGAAAGAAGAAGGAAACUGGAAAUGAUGGCUUGAAACAAACAAAACUCAACUUUGCUAAAGUCAACGGGUCGCCGAAGAAGAAAGGCAGAAAGAGAAAGGACAACACCGAUUCCGAAGACGAAGCCGAUUCCGACUCGGGAUCGGACGUCGAAUUCGUCAACUCGAGCGCAAACAGUUCGCUGGUCAAAGAGCGCGUUCUCAACAGACGGGCUGCCACAAAAGUCACCAAGUACAGUAUUUCCGACGAAGACGAAUCGAAAUCGGAAGGGGAACCCGAACUCUUCGACAACGAAGCCGUCAAAGACACCACCAAGCCGGAAGUGCUGUUGACCUCCGAGGACGAAGAAGAAAAACCCCCCUCCAAACACGAAACGUCCGAGGAUAUGUUCGAUUCGCUGGUGGGAAGGAAAAAGGAUGAUAAACUGGAGGAAACAAAUGCCAACAAGCGGAAGAUAAUAGACGACGAAUCGGAUUCGGAUGGGUUGGUAUCGAAGAAGAACAAACCUUUGGCUGACUCGAGCGACGAUAUGUUCGAGAGCAAGCCGCAGACGAACGCGAAGGCUAAGAAGCCUUUGCAGAAGAAGAAGAAGAGUAGCGAGGACGAUUCGUCGCCUAAGAAACCGAAGGCGAAGAAGAAGAAGGUGGUGUCCAGUGAUUCGGAGGAUGUCCCUAAGAAAACGAAGGGAAGGAAGAAGAAGACUGAAUCUUCGGAUGAUGAUUUCGAUAUCGAGAAAUCGAAGGGGAAGAGAAGUGAUAGCGAGGAGGAGAGCGAGCGUCCGGCGGUUAAUAGGCCUGCUAGGGCGGGGAGGGUUGCGCAGAAGUCUAAAUACACAUUCGAUGACUCUGAUGAUUCCGAUUGA
Phaedon cochleariae (mustard beetle) is the source of this 4812-nucleotide messenger RNA. The record is from the annotation of a GenBank genome assembly. Lineage: Eukaryota; Metazoa; Arthropoda; Insecta; Coleoptera; Chrysomelidae.